CUCCCUACCCCCCACCAUUUCCCAUUUUCCAUUUCCCAUUUCCCAUUUUCCAUUUCCCAUUUCCCAUUUCCCAUUUCCCAUUUCCCAUUUCCCAUUUCCCAUUCUCCUUCUUCCUUUCCUCACCCUCCCACCCCUCCAAACCCCAAACCCGUUUUCUGGUCCUUUAUCCAAGACACUACACCUGUUGGCCUUCCCUUUCCUCCUUCCAAUCUACAAGAUCAUUUUAUCCACUCCAGAUCAAAUGGCUCUUGCUAGCACCAAACUCGAUGGGGGGAUUGCCCUGGUCACUGGCGCGGCGUCUGGGAUCGGAAAGGAGGUUGCCUUCGCUUUCGCCGAAGCUGGGGUCCAGGCCAUCGUCCUGGUAGAUCGGCAUGCGGCUGAUACCAUGGUCGAAGAAUGUCGCACUUUCGCCGCCCAUCCCGAUUUCCAUGUCCUACCAAUCGUGGCCGACAUCACCAAUGAGAAAGACGUCCACAAUAUGGUCCAGACAGCGGUCAAUACCUUCGGACGGAUCGACUAUUGUGUGCAUGCUGCCGGAAUGGGAUGCAUCUCUCGCGCGCCAACGGAGAAUCUCGACGUGCAGACAUUCGAUCAGACUAUUACCACCAACACACGCGGGACAAUGCUCGUGGUACGGGCACUCUCCGACAUCAUGGCUAGACAGGAGCCUCGCACGCACACCAGCCGUCGGUCCAACACUACACGCAGUCUGGGACGCGGCGCUAUUGUGGUGAUAGCGUCUAUCAAUGGAAUCAUUGCCGCUCCAGGCAUGAUACCCUAUACGGCGUCGAAGUACGCUGCGAUUGGGAUUGCCAAAACGGCGGCGGUCGAUAACUUGCAACAUAAUAUCCGCGUCAACAUCGUGUGCCCCUCCUGGACUGAUACAAACAUGCUAAAGGAUGGCGUGGAGCGCUUUCCUAUCUUGGAGCAGGUCAUUCAGAGCAUGUGCCCACUGAAGAGAGCCGCUGUUCCUGAAGAAGUUGCCGAUGCAUCUGUCUUUUUGUGCAGCCCAGCGGCAACAUUCAUCAACGGUGCGAGCCUGGUGAUUGACGCUGGCAUGACGUUGACGGCGCUUCGAAACAGCCUGUAACGGGGGAGAGGGGGGGUUAUUCAACCAUUAAUAUAUAGUAUCCGCUGCAUUAUCUUACAUACAGCAGAAGUAGACAAUGACAACCUUGAUCUGUAC
Messenger RNA from Aspergillus sclerotioniger CBS 115572, 1186 nucleotides. Its product is annotated as SDR family NAD(P)-dependent oxidoreductase. Gene Ontology annotation, molecular function: oxidoreductase activity. The record is from RefSeq and is a predicted model, not a curated record. Bases 242 to 1090 code for a protein of 282 amino acids. NCBI's taxonomy places the organism in Eukaryota, Fungi, Ascomycota, Eurotiomycetes, Eurotiales, Aspergillaceae. The transcript has 4 exons.